GUGUGUGACAGGCUAGCACAGCGGAAGUGGAACCACAUUACUACUCCAUGAGGGACUUCAGCCCCCAGCUCCCCCCCACACUGGAAGAGGUGUCCUAUCCCCAAGCCUUCACAGGUACUGAAGAUGAAGUGGCCUUCCCUGGACACCUGUAUGAUGAGGUGGAGAGAGCCUAUGGCCCGCCUGGGGUCUGGGGACCCCUCUAUGACGAAGUCCAAAUGGACCCCUAUGACCUUCGCUGGCCUGAGGUCAAGUAUGAAGAUCUGAGAGGACUCUAUGAGCAGGUGGCAGAAGACUUAGGUGCUGCGGAACCUAACUCUCUACCCUUUGAGCUGAGGGGACAUCUGGUCUGAGACUCUUCGUGAUACCCAUUUCCGACAGCCACGGGGAAGACAUGAAGGAAGGCGUGUGAGUGACAAGAAGAUUCAAGUUGACAUCUGGGAUAAGCAAGGCUCCUUUUAUAGGAAUGAAACUUCUCCGAAGGAACAGAGCCACUGGAAAUGACAUCUGAACAAUGAGAAUCUAUUUUAAGAAUCAUUAUACUUUUCAAAAGUAAAAAUUUUAGAAGUAGGAAAGACCUAUUAAAAUCCCAUUCAGAGCCUAGGGAUGUGCUCAGUGGGAGGGUGUGUGCUUUGGCGUGUGUGAGGUUCUGGGUUGCAGGCUGCAGCCAGCCUUGGCGUUACACACACAAGGCUGGGCAUGGCGGGCCACCCCUAUCAUUCUGGCUCCGCAGGAUGCUGGGGCAAGAGAAACACAAGGUCAAAGUCAGCCUGGGUCAUUGAAAGAAUAGGGGCUGGAGAGAUGGCCCGGGGAGUCAGAGCUCUAAUGGCAGCUAAUGCUCUGAGGACCUGAGCUUGGUUCCCAGCACCCACAUCAGGUGACUCACAAUCGUGUCCCUCCAGCUCUAGGGAAUCUGAUGUUUUCUUCUGACCUCCAUGGCACCUGCACUCAUGUGUACAUACCCAC
Peromyscus maniculatus bairdii (prairie deer mouse) is the source of this 963-nucleotide messenger RNA. NCBI's taxonomy places the organism in Eukaryota, Metazoa, Chordata, Mammalia, Rodentia, Cricetidae. The record is from RefSeq and is a predicted model, not a curated record.